Messenger RNA from Eruca vesicaria subsp. sativa (arugula), 3416 nucleotides. The record is from the annotation of a GenBank genome assembly. Lineage: Eukaryota; Viridiplantae; Streptophyta; Magnoliopsida; Brassicales; Brassicaceae.
UCUUCUCUCCUCUAAACCUUUGACUCUCCCCCCCAUUAAAUUAAAUUAAACAUUGUCUCUACGGUUUAUGCAACUGUAGUGCUAUUAAACAACCCUUCUUCCGUUCUAUCAUCCUUUACUCCUCAGAUCUCUCUGUUUUUUUCUUCUCUCUGUCUUGGGGGAUGAUUCUUGCAUCCUUCUCUUAUCAAUUCACAAACUUUUCAUUACCCUUUUGAUCUUUCUUUCUGUUUGCUUGUUUCCCCUUUUUAAAUCUCAUGGUCGAAUCUAUUCAAUACACUAGAGAGUAGUAAGGUUUAUCAGUUUUCAUCUGUUUAGAAAUCUGAAAGCUUUGGUUUUUGAUCCUUGAAGGUUGUCUUUAGCCAUAGAAAGUGUUUGACUUUUUCAUGACCUUAGUAAUGAGAUUAGAUUGUUUCAUCAGAUCUUGAUUCUGGAGAUUGAGAUUUAAGACAAAAGUGUUUUGUUUUGGAUGGGGAAUACUUGUGUUGGACCAAGCAGAAAUGGUUUCUUGCAAUCUGUUUCCGCUGCAAUGUGGCGGCCACGAGAUGCAGAUGAUUCUGUUUCUCUUAGCAAUGGUGAUACUGCAAGUGAAGCUGUUUCAGGAGAGCUUCGUUCUCCAUCUUCAUCUGAUCACCAAGUUCUGAAUAAACCUCCUGAACAGGUCACUAUGCCAAAGCCAGGUGAGACUACUAACCUCGAGACAAAGACCAAAUCCGAUGUAGUAGAAGUUCAGCCUGAUAGUCCAAAACCAGAGACCAUACCGGUGGAGACAAAAGCUGAUACUACUCCAGCUAAGCCUAAGAAGCCUAAACAGAUAAAGAGAGUGACCAGUGCAGGCCUCAGGACUGAGUCAGUGUUACAGAGGAAAACUGAAAACUUCAAGGAGUUCUAUUCAUUAGGAAGGAAGCUAGGACAAGGGCAAUUUGGGACGACUUUUCUAUGUGUGGAGAAGUCUACAGGGAAGGAGUUUGCCUGCAAGUCAAUUGCUAAGAGGAAGCUGUUAGCCGAUGAGGACGUGGAAGAUGUGAGAAGGGAGAUUCAGAUAAUGCAUCACUUGGCUGGUCACCCUAAUGUCAUUUCCAUCAAAGGAGCUUAUGAGGAUGUUGUGGCUGUGCAUCUUGUGAUGGAGUGUUGUGCAGGUGGAGAGCUUUUCGAUAGGAUUAUUCAACGUGGUCACUACACUGAGAGGAAAGCUGCUGAGUUGACUAGAACUAUAGUUGGAGUUGUGGAGGCUUGUCACUCUCUUGGUGUUAUGCAUAGAGAUCUCAAGCCUGAGAAUUUUCUGUUUGUUAGUAAACAUGAAGAUUCUCUAUUGAAGACUAUUGAUUUUGGACUCUCUAUGUUCUUUAAGCCAGACGAUGUUUUUACAGAUGUUGUUGGUAGUCCAUAUUAUGUAGCUCCUGAAGUUCUUAGAAAGCAGUAUGGUCCUGAAGCUGAUGUAUGGAGUGCUGGAGUGAUUGUCUACAUUUUGUUAAGUGGAGUUCCUCCUUUCUGGGCUGAGUCAGAACAAGGUAUUUUCGAGCAGGUUCUCCACGGUGAUCUUGACUUUUCAUCUGAUCCCUGGCCGAGCAUAUCUGAAAGUGCAAAAGACUUAGUGAGGAAAAUGCUUGUAAGGGAUCCCAAGAAAAGACUAACUGCACACCAAGUAUUAUGUCAUCCAUGGGUACAAGUGGACGGUGUGGCUCCUGACAAACCUCUGGAUUCUGCUGUUCUGAGCCGUAUGAAGCAAUUUUCAGCGAUGAACAAGUUCAAGAAGAUGGCUCUUAGAGUUAUUGCUGAGAGCUUAUCUGAAGAAGAAAUAGCAGGCUUGAAAGAAAUGUUUAAUAUGAUAGAUGCCGACCAAAGCGGUCAGAUAACUUUCGAAGAACUCAAGGCAGGACUAAAACGAGUAGGUGCUAAUCUCAAAGAGUCAGAGAUUCUCGACUUGAUGCAAGCUGCUGAUGUGGACAACAGUGGAACAAUAGAUUACAAAGAGUUCAUAGCAGCAACAUUGCAUCUAAACAAAAUAGAGAGAGAGGACCAUCUGUUUGCAGCCUUUACAUACUUUGACAAAGAUGGGAGUGGUUAUAUAACACCUGACGAGCUUCAACAAGCUUGUGAGGAGUUUGGUGUUGAAGAUGUCCGCAUAGAAGAAAUGAUGCGUGAUGUUGAUCAAGACAAUGUUAGCUCCUAUUAUAACUUUUCAUUUACUCAGGUUGAUGACUUUGGUUUGAAUGAUGGGAAUGUUGUAACAUUUUUGAAUUCUUGUGUUAUUGCAGGACGGGAGAAUAGACUAUAACGAGUUUGUGGCGAUGAUGCAAAAGGGAAGCAUCACAGGAGGUCCAGUGAAGAUGGGACUAGAGAAAAGCUUUAGUAUUGCUCUUAAACUCUAGUUUCUGUCUAUCUUAUAAAUUACAAAACCAAAGUCAAAGACAAAAGAGUAAUACAAAAUUUGAUUGUAUUGAAAACAAAGCCAAGAUUCUCUAGUGGAUUCGGUCUUGGUCUAAAUUUUCCAGAAACAUCUUAUUUUAUGGAAUUGAGGUAUAAUAUUGAAUUAAAUCUUCACCACAUGUUGGACAUUGAGCCUGAUUGUGGUUAUGAACGGUGGCAGACCAGAUCCAGGGAUAAGCACAGCUUUUAUGGAAUAUGUGUCCACAAUGCAAUGCAACGACUAGAGAAGUGUUGUGAUCUUGUUGGAAUGUGUGAGCUUGUUGACACAUGGUACAAGUAGUACAAGGUAUGCUAAGAUUAAUAGACUCACCUGGACGAUCCCAUCUACUAGCUUGCCACCCUCCUCCUGCUGUUUGAUCUCUCAUUGUAUAAACUAUGCCAAAGGCGUGGUCACCUUUGACCCCAAAAGGUGCUGAUGACUCUAGAGCAUUCAUAUCUUGAGCAUAGCCAGAGAAGACAUUAGCAACGUCUAACCAAUUCUCAUCAGUCAUGGAGUUAACCUCGUAGUUUAACCAGGGAGGUGGACAUUUAUAGAUAGCGUCUUGGAGUUGGGAGCUUGAGUUGAUAGCUUGUCGAGGUAAGUUGCUUUCGUGGAUGUAAGUCACCGCUGGUUUAACGACCUGGUCGACGAGGAUGUCAGGUCGUCCCCUUUGGACGUAAAGAGUUCUGGUGAACUCUCUGCCCUUAACUUUGAAGUAUGGUUCUGUCACCGCCUUAGUGCUGAUGAUUUUCUUUGGAUAAACCUCAACGAUCUUUGAUUUCUCACCCCUCUCCAUGUUUUCUUCUUUUUUUCCCUUAACCUAAAGCUAGUUUUCUUGAGACAGAGAGAUGUGUUUGAAGGAAUGAUUAUGUAUUCAAUAUAUAUAGUUGCUGCUUGUCUUUAAGAGCAUGAUUAUCCCUAAACCCUUUAUAGGGUCUCUUAAUUAUUUUUUAAUAGUUUUUGAAGUGUAAAAGUGAAUUAAGAGACUUAGAAAGAAAUUUGAACUUUU